AUGGGUCGUCUUCAGGAAUACGAGGUCAUCGGGCGCCAUCUGCCCACUGAGGCCAACCCUACUCCGGACAUGUACCGGAUGACCAUCUUCGCCCCCAACGAGACGGUCGCCAAGUCCCGCUUCUGGUACUUCCUUCGCGGUCUCCGCAAGGUCAAGAAGGCCACCGGCGAGAUCGUCUCGGUCAAGGCCCAGCACGAGAAGCACCCCCAGAAGGUCAAGAACUUCGGCAUCUGGCUGCGCUACGACUCGCGCUCCGGCACCCACAACAUGUACAAGGAGUACCGCGAGAUGUCCCGCGUCGACGCCGUCGAGGCCCUGUACUCCGACAUGGCUGCCCGCCACCGCGCCCGCUUCAGGUCGAUCCACAUUCUCCGCGUUGUCGAGCUUGAGAAGACCGAGGACGUCAAGCGCCCCUACAUCAGGCAGCUCGUUACCAAGAACCUGAAGUUCCCUCUCCCCCACCGUGUCACCAAGGCCGCCACGACGAAGCUGUUCAGCGCGCAGCGACCCGCUACGUUCGCUUAG
Molecule: messenger RNA, 525 nt
Organism: Purpureocillium lilacinum
Lineage: Eukaryota; Fungi; Ascomycota; Sordariomycetes; Hypocreales; Ophiocordycipitaceae
Source: RefSeq, a predicted model, not a curated record